AAUACAACAGAAAACCUUUAAUACUCUUAAUGCAGGAUAACCAAGAGAGGUGAAGUAUGUUUACAUUCUCCUCUUCUCCUUCUUCCUUCUCUCAUUUCGAUGUCAUCGAUGAUUCUGGUAAUUGUCUGCGUCAACAUUAUUCAUUCUCUCUCUCUCUCUCUCUCUCUCUCUCUCUCUCUCUCUCUCUCUCUCGAGCAGAUAUGAAAGUGUUCACUACGAAAGGCAACAGGAAAAUUGCAGUAAUAUGUAGAUUUUUGGACUUAUUCUAUCCAUAUAUUUUUAUUCAGUCAAUAAUUUGCUCAUAUGCAGUUAUAUUAUUUGCGUGAAUUCACAUCCAGGGAUAGUUUUUUUUAUUAAAUUAACUAUGGAAAAAGGGCAUGAUCAAAGACAUUGACAACCAAACAUCAUUACUGUAUGUAAUCAUUAGUUGGAAGACAACAAAUUGUGUGUGUGUGUGUGUGUGUUUGUUUAUCUGAAAUUAUACCACAGAGAAAAAUGAAACUGAAAAAAAUCCCACAUAGUUUCACCUGUUUUCUAAAAUGUCUCCAAGAGGACUUAUAGACAGUGCGUGGUAUAGAAGGCGAUUUUCAUCUGUUCCUCCAGAGUUUUGUCCUUCAACGAUGCAGGAGACGAGGAACGAAGAGUCGGCUUCAACAAGUGGAUUUGAUGCAGGAGAAGAGGAAAGAAGAGUGUUUUCUCCUUGAAGACGGAGGAACGAAGAGUCAGCUUCAACAAGUGGAUUCCGAAUCCCCCGAAAAAAGCUUGUAUCGGAGAAAGAGUGGAUUCGGGGAAACGGAAGACCUGUGGAAUCCCGAAAAGAAUCAUGAGGCAUAUCCUACAACAUACCUUACCGCCAGCGCUUGUCGGAUCACGUAUGAUCAAAAUGAAAUUACUAUCGAAAUGCAUUGCUUUUGCUGGAUCUCUAAUCGCUACAGUGUUUUGGCAGGGAAACACCGUUUCCCUGAAUACAGAUUGGAAUCUCCUUCAGGAGAAUAAUAAUAAUAAUAUAAUACAGGACAAUGUGGAAAAUUGCUUCCCUGGAUCUGCCUGGCUUAAGAACACGAAUCUUUUCAUGAGGAAACUUGCUCCACUGCCCCCCGCCAUUGAAGCUGGCGAAGGUAACAAGGCAAAGCGAGGAAUAGGACUACUUCCAUUGUUGCCUCGAUUCCUCAAGGAAUAUUUACGCAGUUACAACCAAAAGCUUUUCCUGAGACGUUCAUGUAGUUCCUGCGAAGGUAUAGUUCCUGGACUAGGUUUCAAGGACUUCCUAAAAACUGGGGCAGCACUUUUAUUGCUCGCCGCCGUUCUGGGGAUUGAGUACUACUUGACAGGAAUUGAGCGCUCAAACCGAAAGACCUCUGCGGAUCUCCAAUUGGAAACGGAGGAGCUUCGGGAAGAGGUAGAUCGAUUGUCACAAGAGAAUGAAGAAUUCAGAAGCGACAAUGAACGAGAAGACCUCCAAGCUGAAAAUGAACCGCUGGAAGAAGAACACGUACAAAUCGAGCCGAUUUACAACGACGUGGAAAUUAACUUCAUCUCCGAUGAGUCUCUCCAGCGUCAAGUCCAGCUGGUGAAUUUCUUAGGCGAGGGAGCCAACGGAUGGACAGACAUCGUUCUGUUCAACGGGGAGCGUUGCGUCAUGAAGACAGCCAAAGGGAACAAGCUGCCACUGGACGAGCUACAGAUCUUGGCCCACCUGAACGGGGCAGGAGGAGCCCCGAAACUUCUGGCCACGUCCAAGAAGCGGUGCGUCAUGUCGAUGGUAGGAGACUGCACGUUGGAGGACUUGAUAACAAAAAGCAAAUACGGCCAAGAUUUCCUGUUAAAGGCCAUCAAGCAAGUCUGCGACAAAAUACAGGAGAUGCAUAAUAAAUCAAUUCUGCACAACGACAUCAAACCGGACAACAUCAUUUACAACAAGGCCACGAAGGAGUUCAGUCUCAUCGAUUUCGGCCUAUCAACAGAAAUAGGAGAGAGACUUUUGGAUAUCUGGGAUCCAGAGGUGUUCCGAAGGCUCUUUUGGAUGUCCCCCGAGACUAAAAUGUAUGAGCCAUUAUGUCCAAAAUCAGAUGUCUACUCGGUCGGAGUAAUGAUGGGUUCAAUCUUAGACAUGUUCAACUGGCCUAGACGAAAAGCCAUUGCUCUUGCAAACAGAGCAAAGUCUGGAAGAGUCGAAGAAAGACCGACACUGCAGGAGUUCAUGGAGGAGCUGGAACAGGCUCUGAGAGGCAAAGAAUCUAGACGAAGAUGGAAGGAAAAAUUUGGAUUCAAAAACAUUCAAAAAUUUUUCCGUAACAUCAGAAUUUCCAGCCCAGGACUAAUGAAGAAAAUGAUGAGGAAAAAGAAAAAAGACAAAACUUACCCGCGACCAAACCCAAAGACACCUCUGCCAUCACAUAAGAAGAAGCGCAAUAUUUGGGGCAAAGUCAGAAAGAAAUUACAGAUGCCAUUCAAGAAGAGUUAG
Macrobrachium nipponense is the source of this 2464-nucleotide messenger RNA. RefSeq names its product serine/threonine-protein kinase max-2-like. Gene Ontology annotation, molecular function: protein serine/threonine kinase activity; ATP binding. The coding region runs from base 824 to 2464 and encodes 546 amino acids. Gene Ontology annotation, biological process: peptidyl-serine phosphorylation; signal transduction. Gene Ontology annotation, cellular component: cytoplasm; nucleus. Lineage: Eukaryota; Metazoa; Arthropoda; Malacostraca; Decapoda; Palaemonidae. The transcript has a single exon. The record is from RefSeq and is a predicted model, not a curated record.